Cyphellophora attinorum is the source of this 1092-nucleotide messenger RNA. RefSeq lists its product as uncharacterized. NCBI's taxonomy places the organism in Eukaryota, Fungi, Ascomycota, Eurotiomycetes, Chaetothyriales, Cyphellophoraceae. The record is from RefSeq and is a predicted model, not a curated record. The transcript has 2 exons. Bases 1 to 1092 code for a protein of 363 amino acids.
AUGGCCCACGCGGAAUCCCCAACGUGGCUCGUCGAGCGAUCGACAUCAACCGCCCUCAACGGCGAUUGGCGACACAAUAUCUCAAACGAAGGCCUCGUCGUCGAGGCCUGGGGUCAAGGCUUCAUCGUCGGCAGCCUUAUCAUUAUGGCAUGCGUAACGGUCGCGAACAUGCGCAAAGGCGUCCUCCUACACAAACUCAUCCUCCUCGAACUACUUCUCGCCAUUCCACACGGCACAUUCGCCUUCAUGGCCUUCGACGGCUACAGCUGGUACCUGUCCAGCACGGCAUCGCUGCUGUACACGUCAUACUUUAUCCACAACGUCGUCGCAUGGAUCAAGAUUCGCCCAUUUAUUUUCGACCCUACGGGAUUCAUGUUCUCGCCGCGAACCGCGACAUGGGUGAGCAGGAUCUACAUUGGCACGCUCGCGGCCACGAUUGCGCCGAUGUUGCUGCAGAUUGUGUCGAAUUUCUUGUUCUUCAAUGGAAUCAAUGAUCUAUAUGAGCGGGUGAGGCCGACUGAGACGACAUACCGGGAUCCGUGGUGGCUGUUCAGUACGCUGGCGCUGUUCUAUGUGUUGCGGAAGUGCUAUGGCAGUAGUGUUUUUACGCUGAUUGGGAAGAGUCCACGGUUGGGGAUAUUGCUGGUGGCGAUGUGUUUGGCGAUGGUAUUCACGUUAAUGGAUAUACUGGCUACGACGGUGCCGGGUGUGAAUCAUGGUAUUGAUGGGAUCAAUGUAUACUGGAAGCUCGCCUUGGUGUUCAAGUGCCUGACAGACAAUAUCAUGUUGGACGACUUCAAGACGGAAUUGAAGAAGCUUGGCGGCGUGAACGGCCUCACCUCUCUCGGCGAAGACGAGCAGCACAGUCCAGGCAGAGAUCGUCAGGCGGGUCGCGUGCCAUACGGCGUUGAUUGUCGCGCUGUGCAGCGCGUGGAGACUUCUACUUCUGAAUCGACGGUUGCCGAGAAGGCUCAGGAGACGGGAGGGGCGAGGGAGGUAGAGCAGAUCAGUUUUCAAGAGAUGCUGUCGGGUCCGCGAUCGCAGCCACGAGCGACGCCAGGAGAGUUGAUGGACGUUGGUGGUUUGGCGUGA